This is a messenger RNA of Toxotes jaculatrix (banded archerfish), 1557 nucleotides long. Its product is annotated as tetratricopeptide repeat protein 24. Lineage: Eukaryota; Metazoa; Chordata; Actinopteri; Toxotidae. The record is from RefSeq and is a predicted model, not a curated record. The coding region runs from base 1 to 1557 and encodes 518 amino acids. Gene Ontology annotation, molecular function: protein binding. The transcript is spliced from 11 exons.
AUGGCAUCUGAUGCGUCCACUCCAGGUGAGCAGGAGGUGAAGGUGAGGAGGAAGAGGAGGGAUGGGGAGGUGAGGACGAAGGCCUCAGCAGCGUCUGAGGCUCAGGCGUUGGACAUCGAGGAGUUAACAGCUGAUGGUUAUCGAGCUCUGCAGGAGGGACGCACUGAAGAGGCUCUGAGCUGCUUUAAAAAGGCUCUGAAGGCCGCAGAACAGCUGCAGGACUCCCGGGUCCUCCGUGCAUGCUCCUUUAACCUGGGAGCAGCCUAUGUGGAGGGGGGAAGACCUCAGAAAGGUCUGGACUUCCUGCGGCGGGCUCUGCCUGGUCCUAAAGCCAACCGGUUCCCAGAUCUCCAGUUCAACCUCGCACUGGCCCACAAUGCACUGGGGCAGAGUCGAGAGGCUGCCGCCUACUUCCUGCAGGCCGCUCAGCUGUACAGGUCGCAGGGAGACGGAGGCAGUGAAGGAGACGCCUGCAUGGAGAUGAGCCGCUGCUACAGCAGAACAGAGGACUGGUCUCAGGCCGUUGAAGGUUUCCUGCGGGCAGCAGAGAGUUACAGAGUAGCAGCCAUGUUGGAUUCUGCAGCCGCCGCCCUGAAGGAGGCAGGAAAUCACAUGAUCCAGUCGGAUCAGUUCGGCCACGAUGACAUCAUCAGCGUGUUGGCAGAGUGUCUGAGUUUAACGGACAGCAUCACUGACCCGAGGACUCUGGGUGAGCUGUACCUAUCGGUGGGCGUGUCUUACUCUUGGCUCAGGUGUUUCCAAGAAGCAGUGCAGUGCUUCCAGCAGGCUCUGGGUCCUGCAGCUCAGUGUCCCCUCCUGCUGGCCAAGGUGCUGCACAACCUGGGAGCGGCACUGAAUUCUGUGGGCCAGUUCACACCUGCUGUGAGCUACCACAGGCUGGCUGCUGGACUCUACGGCUCUCUGGGUUGCCGUGGUGACCAGGCUCGGUGUUUCAGUAACCUGGCAUUUGCCUGCAGUCAGCUGGGUGAUGAAGAGGAGGCAGCAGAGAGCUUCAUCCAUGCUCUGCAGGGAUUCAGAGACACCGAGGACCACCUGGCUCAGGCUCAGGUGUGUGAGUCAUUAGCGGAGUGUUACCUGAAGCAGAGGAAGCAGCAGAAAGCUGUUCAGCUCUACAAACGAGCUCUGAGCUCUCUCUCUCACUGCAAGGACAGCUCUGACAGUGUGCGGGAUCGUCUGGUGGAGAGACUGACCGCAGCUCUGCACCAGAGUCUGACCAUCAGCCUGCAGAGUCCACACCCAUUAGGGUCACGCCUACCAAGGCCACCUGUCAAACAGCAUGUCAGGAUGUCUGACAUCACACAGAGUUCAGGCAGAGUGUCCAACCAGCAGCAAGAUGAACAGAGGGGGGAGGAGCCAGUUUGCACCAGUCAGACCAGCUACAGCACAGUGAGUCACUGCAACCUCAUACACCAGGUGAGCACCAGUGAGUCCUCAUUGGUCCAGGAGACAGAGACCCUGCCCACCAGCCCAGGUGACAUCCGGCAGGCGACUCCCCCUGUGGCCAGGUGGAGGUCUCGGUUCUGUGAGCUGAUGUAG